Messenger RNA from Cynara cardunculus var. scolymus (artichoke), 5527 nucleotides. RefSeq names its product ATP-dependent RNA helicase DEAH12, chloroplastic-like. The coding region runs from base 204 to 5405 and encodes 1733 amino acids. Gene Ontology annotation, cellular component: intracellular anatomical structure; catalytic step 2 spliceosome. Gene Ontology annotation, molecular function: ATP binding; zinc ion binding; RNA binding. Gene Ontology annotation, biological process: spliceosomal complex disassembly. NCBI's taxonomy places the organism in Eukaryota, Viridiplantae, Streptophyta, Magnoliopsida, Asterales, Asteraceae. The record is from RefSeq and is a predicted model, not a curated record. The transcript has 4 exons.
UCUUGUUCCUCCCCUUCUUUACCUUCCAUAUGUUGUUCAUCAUUGAUUGGGCAUGAAGUUUUCUAUGAGUAUAUAAAUACGGACUCCUCGGUUCCUCUGUCCAUCUUCUUCAGCGUUUUGGCUUGUUCGAUUUUGUGUUAUCAUCAUCCUCCUCCUUGCUUUACCGGCAAAAACCCUCGCUCUCACACUUUGCUAUUCUUCCAAUGAGCAGUGAUCAACUCUCUCCUAUGUACAGGAACAGAGCCUCUUUUGGGAUGAAACACCGGUUUUUUGACCAGCCGCACCACCACCGGAGACGAGAUCGACCACAAGGUUCACCACUGUCCUGCACCAGCACCACCCAUCGUAGACCCAAUUUCGUAAUCGAACUUCGGGCUCAGAACAAAGAUCACAACAGCUAUAAUCGUCAUGAAAUCGUAUCUUUGAUGGGGAUAUUCAAGUGCGGCCCUGACGAUUUUUUUAUUUACGAAAAGGGUGAAGUUGCAGCUAGGUUUUUCUACCAGCAGUGGUCUAAUGCGCUUGAAACGGUUGUCUAUUUGUGGGAUGUUUUAUUGAACGGAGGUCUCUCCUUUACGCCGAGGCUUGUACGGAACUUGAAUGUUCCUUCUGAUACGGAUGAGUUAUAUUCGCGGCUUAGGGUUUUGUUUAGCGACCGAAUAAGAGAGUUUAUGAAAGGGGAGUUGGUGAUAAAAUGGGAGAGGAAGCUUGAGGAAGUUACCAAUGAAAUUGCUAAGCUGGAUGUGUUGCUAAAGAAGCCCAAGAGAGUAUCGAUACAUAGUGAGUUAUAUAAGAAGAAGGAAGGGCAUGUACGUGAGAGAACUUUGAUUGAUAGGAGGAUUAGAGAGUUUAAGACUGGAAUGGAGUGUAUUCUUGAUUAUGUCAAUGGGAAGGUGUUUGACACUUGUGUUGUUAAGGUGUUAAUGUUGAAAGAUAAUCUUGAUUGGAGCAAGAUUUACUGGUUGAUGAAGAGGGAAUGCAGGAGACUUGAUGAUGGGUUGCCUAUAUAUGCUGAUCGGAAGGACAUUCUUUGGCAGAUUUACCGUCAGCAGAUAAUGGUGUUGAUUGGAGAGACUGGUUCGGGAAAAAGUACACAGCUGGUUCAGUUCCUUACUGAUUCAGGAGUGGCUGCUAACAAGUCUAUAGUUUGCACUCAGCCUCGCAAGCUUGCUGCCAUGUCAUUGGCAAAUAGGGUUCAGGAAGAAAGCCGUGGUUGCUGCCAGGAUAAUUCAGUUAUUUGUUCUUCAACAUACUCAUCUUUUCAGCCAUUUAACUCGAAGGUGGUAUAUAUGACAGAUCACUGCUUACUUCAGCACUACAUGAAUGAUACCAAUUUUUCGUGGAUUUCUUGCAUCAUUGUUGAUGAGGCUCAUGAAAGAAGCCUAAACACCGAUCUUCUUUUAGCAUUGGUUAAGAAGUUACUUCAUCGGAGGUCUGAUCUGAAGCUUAUUAUAAUGUCUGCAACAGCUGAUGCAGAACAGUUGGCGAAAUAUUUUGAUGGCUGUGGUACGUAUCAUGUGGUGGGUAGAACUUUCCCAGUUGAUAUUAGAUACGAUCCUGGUAUAUCCGAUGCUUCUUGUGAUUCUCGUUUUGUUGCACCUUAUGUUACUGAUUUGAUGAGGAGGGUGGGGGAGAUCCAUAGAAUGGAGGGAGAAGGGACGAUCCUUGCUUUCUUGACUUCUCAAAUGGAGGUAGAAUGGGCUUGUGAACAGUUUAAAGCUCCAUCAGCUAUUGCAUUGCCUUUGCAUGGAAAAUUGUCUCAUGAGGAGCAAUACCGUGUGUAUCUGAAUUAUCCCGAGAAGAGAAAAGUCAUAUUUUCUACUAAUCUUGCUGAGACAUCGCUAACAAUACCGGGAGUCAAGUUUGUAGUUGAUUCUGGCAUGGUUAAGGAGAGUAGGUUUGAACCCAGCACUGGCAUGAAUGUUCUUAGAAUUUGCAGGAUUAGCAAAAGUUCUGCUAAUCAACGUGCUGGGCGUGCUGGAAGAACUGAGCCCGGAAAGUGUUAUAGGCUCUAUGGAGAGAGCGAUUUCAGAUCUAUGCCUGCUCAUCAGGAACCUGAAAUACGUAGGGUUAAUCUUGGUAUUGCAGUCCUCAGGAUUCUAGCUCUGGGUAUUCAUGACAUCGAGGGUUUUGAUUUCAUUGAUGCGCCUAGCAAUUCAGCUAUCCAGACUGCAAUCAGGAGUCUUAUCCAGUUGGGUGCCGUUAAACUGGAAAAUGGUGUUUACAAGUUAACCAAAGAUGGUAGGAAUAUGGUGAAGCUAGCAAUCGAGCCUAGGCUUGGUAAAAUGAUUUUGAAAAGUUUUGAAAACAGGUUGGGCAGGGAGGGGGUUGUUCUUGCUGCGGUUAUGGCAAAUUCUAGCAGCAUAUUUUGCAGAGUUGGCAAAGAGGAAGACAAGCAAAAAUCCGAUUGCCUGAAGGUGCAAUUCUGUCAUCGCAAUGGCGAUUUAUUCACUUUGCUGGCUGUUUACCGGAAAUGGGAGCAAGUUCCUAGUGAUAAGAGAAAUCAAUGGUGUUGGGAUAAUAGCAUAAAUGCAAAAUCCAUGCGCAGAUGCCAAGAAGCAGUGCACGAAAUGGAAAGUUGUCUUGAACACGAGCUUAAUAUCAUUAUCCCCACUUACUGGCAUUGGACUCCAGAAGUGUAUGCUGAAUCUGAUAAAAUUUUAAAAAAUGUCAUACUCUCUGCUUUAGCCGAAAACGUAGCAAUGUACACUGGAAACGACAGUCUCGGUUAUGAAGUGGCGUCAACAGGAAGUUGCGUUCAGUUGCAUCCUGCAUGUUCUUUACUCAUCUUUGGUGAAAGACCAAGUUGGGUGGUCUUUGGGGAAAUUAUUGCAAUGCCCAAUCAGUACUUGGUCUGUGUUACUUCCAUUGACUUUGAGUCAUUGCAUACUCUUUCCCCCCUUCCAUUUGAUAUUUCACAGAUCAACAGUCGGAAACUGCAAUCAAAGGUUUUAACAGGUUUCGGAAGUACAUUACUGAAAAAGUUUUGUGGGAAAUCCAACUCUGGCAUGAAACAACUUCUUUCCCACAUCAAGGAUGCCAUCAAAGAUAACCGAAUUGGGCUUGAAGUUUCUUUUGAUCAUAAUGAAGUUAACUUAUUUGCAUCAUCCGAACACAUGGGACAGGUCUCUGAUUUUGUAAAUGCUGCAUUGGAGCGUGAUGGAAAGUGGUUACGGAAUGAAUGCCUGGAGAAAUGUCUGUACCCCGACAGGCAUACAUUGCCUCCUGUAGCUCUUGUUGGUGCUGGUGCUGAAAUAAAGCAUCUGGAACUGGAAAGAAGAUGUCUUACGGUUGAUAUAUUUCUUAAUGGUCCAAAUGAUGUUGAAGAGAAGGAACUUCUCUCUUUUUUGGAGAACCAUACAGCUGGCAACAUUUGUGGCUUUCAUAAGUUUGGUGGGACCAGUCAAGAUACCGAUAAAAAUGAAAAGUGGGGCCGGGUAACGUUUCUUACAUCCGAUGCUGCUGAGAGAGCUACAAAAUUGAGUCAAUUUGACUUCAAAGGCGCGUCUCUGAGAGUUGUUCCGUCAAGAAACACAUUUGGUGGAGAAAGCAAAUUUUCAUCAUUUCCUGCUGUCAAAGCAAAAGUGUCGUGGCCCCGCAGGCCCAAUAGGGGAUACGCUUUCGUUAAGUGUGGAAGUGGAGAUGAUGCUUUGGCCAUGGUUAAGGACUUUUCAGAUGUGGUAAUCGGGGGGAAGCCUAUACGCUGCAAACAGAGCAUGAAGGAUGUGGACAGUGUUAUGUUGACUGGAAUCGACUUAGAUAUAUUUGAAACCGAGCUUUUUGAUGCAUUAAGUUCUUUAACCAGUAGGAAAAUUGUGGAUGUGAGCCUUCCCAGAGGCAACGCCGCAGAACAACCCUCAGUUAUCAAUCUUGAAGAAGCACUUUUGAGAGAAAUCAGUUCAUUCAUGCCUGGAGGGAAUUCCAAAAAUGAAUGUGUUCGUGUUCAUAUCUUCCCUCCCGAAAAAUUUGAUUACUUAAUGAAAGCUGAAAUUAGUUUCGAUGGAAGUUUGCAUUUGGAGGCGGCAAGAGCUUUGGAACAGAUCGAUGGGAAAACAUUGCCCGGAUGUUUAGCAUGGCAGAAGAUAAAAUGUCAGCAGCAGUUUCAUAGCAGUGUUUUCUGCCCUGCACCUGUUUAUAUGGUUAUCAAGGAGCAAUUGCAUUCUUUACUCAGAAACCUCAAGCUUCGGAAAGUAGCCGAGUUCUUUUUUGAACGGAACGAGAAUGGUUCAGUUCGUGUCAAAAUAUCUGCAAAAGCUACGAAAAUAAUGGCAGAGUCGAGGAGGCCUUUGGAGCAACUUAUGAACGGAAGGACCAUAAUUGAUGCUCGCCUCACUCCACCAGUUUUACAACUUACCUUUUCACGAGAAGGAUUCAGUGUUCAGAAAUCUAUUCAACGUGAAACAGGUACUUUUUUCCUCUUCGACAGGCAUAACCAUAGCUUCAGAGUUUUUGGUCCGUUAAAUAAGCUCGAUAUUGCACAUCAGAGAUUGGUUCAGUCCCUUGUUGCACUUUAUGAAAGCAAGCAACUUGAUGUUCAUCUUAGAGGAGCCACUUUCCCACCUGAUCUAAUGAAGAAGGUGGUCGAAAAGUUUGGGCCCAAUCUUCACGGGCUCAAGGAAAGAUUCCCUGGAUCAGAGUUCACGCUGAACACUCGGCAUCAUAUCAUAGCCAUUCGUGGUAGUAAAGAAUUGAAGCAAAACGUUGAAGAAAUGAUAAAUGAGAUCGCAAAGAGCAGUGCUUAUCCUAGUAAAAAAGUGGAAGGUCAGACUGCCUCCUGUCCCAUAUGUCUGUGUGACGUCGAGGAUGGUUACACCCUCGAAGGGUGUAACCACGAGUUCUGCCGGAUGUGUUUAGUGGAUCAAUGCGAAUCCGCCAUCAAGAGCCACGAUGGUUUUCCAAUGCGGUGUGCCCACGAGGGUUGUAACGCGAUGAUUUUACUGGUGGACCUCAAAUCGCUAUUAUUAGCAGAGAAAAUGGACGAACUUUUCAAAGCAUCUUUGGGGCAUUUUGUGGGAUGUAGCGGUGGGAAGUAUCGGUUUUGCCCGUCACCCGACUGUCCAUCGAUUUACGCGGUGGCAGAAGACGGGGAUUCUGGGCGGCCGUUUACAUGUGGGGCAUGUUCUGUGGAAACGUGUACUCGAUGCCACCUGGAGUACCAUCCGUUUCUGACGUGUGAAAGAUAUAUGGAGUUUAAGCGGGACCCAGAUUCGUCGUUGAAAGAGUGGAUGAAGGGGAAGGAAGAGGUGAAGAAAUGUCCGGUUUGUGGGUGGACGAUCGAGAAGUUUGAUGGGUGCAACCAUGUGGAGUGCAGGUGCGGGCGACACAUUUGCUGGGUGUGCCUUGAGCAUUAUAAGAGCAGUGAAGAGUGCUAUGGCCAUUUGAGGAACAUACAUGGUGCAAUCGUUUAAACUUUAUUAUGCUUUACUUUCUUUCUUUUUAUUGCAUGCACAUAUAAAUAGAUAUGUAAAUAGGUGUAAAUAGUUUGGUCAUCCUAUCCUUGGUGCAAUAAUAGCAGCUUCUAUCUUCCUUC